CUUCUCAUUUUGAAAGCGCUUUUGCCUUUGGCGGUUCUUCAAACUUGGCGCUGCCGCUGUUGUUCCUUCGCAACUCAGCCUUCGCCGGCACCUCACCACUGAGAGACACAGAGGGAUAGAGAGAGGAAGAGAGAUGAUGGAUAUGGACGCUCCUCUUGAUUUUGAGUCAGAAGACCGUCUUCUCAAUUCUGUUUCUACGAAGAAAAGAAAAAAGGUCAUAGGUUUGGAUGAUCUUCUGACUGAUUACUACAAGGAGAAAGGCAAGCUUGUUGAACGUGAGUCUAAACAGGCAAAGGCCCGAAAAAGCUACAAUUCUGAUGAAGACGAUGAUACAACCAAUGAAGCUAAGUUUUCUCAAUGUGUUGAUGAAUGCCAACAAAUGAUGGGACAAAUAAGUGAUGAGAUUGAGAUCUCUGCAUGGGGUAUACAGAUGUUUGGGCUUCAGAAACCUCUUCCACUUUUAAUUUUUCCUGAGCUCGGAGGUUGCAGGAUUUUGCAGUCUUUUAUGAAUAAUGAGUUCAAUUCACUGGUGGAACUUAGUACUGAGAAUGGAGAAAGUUUCAUUAAGGGAUUACUGGUUAAUGGCUGGCUUUCGAAAUUGGUUUUUACUUGUGGGCAUGUAGAAAAAUCUGUAGCAAUAUGGACAUUAAAUUUGAUGUUGUACUCCCCGCAAGAGGAUCUAAGGACAUCUGCAUGGGACUUCUGGCAUGCUAUUCUUUCAUCAAUAAAUGAGGUCGAUAUAAGAGGGGUUAAAAUUGACUGGCUUCCUGAGUAUUCUGACUUAAAAAGAGCCCUUGACAUCUAUGGAUUUCUUUUCAAUUUUUCAUCAAACAGUGAAUCAGUUCAUGAUGAUUCUAAUUGUGGGCCACCUCAAAACAUUAGAGCUUGGAUCAAAUAUAUUGCUGCUUGUUGUCUACUAAGGGGUAAACAUUCAAUUUUCUCAACUUCAGAUGCUGAAGAGUUGGUCGUAGUCAUUAUUUGCCUCUUCUUAGAUCGUCAACUCCAAGGCCUGUCAAUGCUUUUGUUUGAAUGUUUGCUAUCCAUUAUUGGAUACUUUACAGACAAUGAAUGGAAUACCAGCUGCAAGAAAAUAGCAAAAUCUCUUGCUUCCAGAGUCCCCAGGGACUUGAACUGCUUGCGAACAGUGGAAUGCAUUUCAGGGGGGAACAAUCGAAGUAAGUGCCUCAGAAGUGAAGUUGCCUAUGAAAUACUUGUCACUUGCUUUGAUAGCAAGGUUACUGAGGCAGAAGAGAUAUUGAGAUUGCUCAUGGAGAUUAAUGUGAAAGAAAAAAGCUGUGAUCUUUUCAAGAUGUACAUUUACUUAGUUCUGACAGAACAUUGGCUCCUAUCUAAUCCACUGUUUGAAGCCAAACCACUGAUUUAUGAAAUGUGGGGGGUGUAUCUUCGAAACUGUUCUUUCCAAAUUACCGGAACAGACUUGAGGUCUUAUGCUUCUAAGGUCCGUACAAAAGCUGCAUAUCUUCUUCAAGGCACUGUCAACAGAUGAUUGGUAUAAGAAAGUCAUAAUGAGGAAACAAGUCAAGAUCCAUAAUCUGAAAGUUAGAGCUAGUGAAAUCUCAUGACUGAUUUUGGAGAACUGCCCAUGGUUGACACUGGUGAGCUGCUCAUCUGGUAUGUGAUGGUGCUGAAAAUGAAUCCUACUUGCUUGAUGUAUGAGCGUUGUGUCUAUGUACAAGCUCCUAUUUUGUCAUGCAGGUCUAUUGCAGGCCUGUGGAUUUCUGAGUCAUGGCCAUAUUUAAUCUUCUAGUUUUCUGUGUUAUUAAUUAAACACACUUCUACACUCUUCAUAUUCUCACACCAAAUCUGUUGCAAUGUUAGUUGUUUCUAUGUGACGAUGCAAUGCUGUGUCCUUGUAUAUAAAAGCGGGAAAGUAAUUUUCUGUUGGAAUUGUGCA
This is a messenger RNA of Malania oleifera, 1915 nucleotides long. RefSeq lists its product as uncharacterized. The record is from RefSeq and is a predicted model, not a curated record. The coding region runs from base 134 to 1507 and encodes 457 amino acids. NCBI's taxonomy places the organism in Eukaryota, Viridiplantae, Streptophyta, Magnoliopsida, Santalales, Ximeniaceae. The transcript has 13 exons.